Messenger RNA from Naegleria gruberi, 1260 nucleotides. RefSeq lists its product as uncharacterized. The transcript has 2 exons. The record is from RefSeq and is a predicted model, not a curated record. Bases 1 to 1260 code for a protein of 419 amino acids. Lineage: Eukaryota; Heterolobosea; Eutetramitea; Acrasida; Naegleriidae.
AUGAGACGAGUUAAUAACCCUAAUCAAAGUCCCGAAAACAAGAAGUCGAAAAACUUCCAGGAAAAGUUUAAGGAUAAAAUUAGUGUAACAAAUAAGGAUGGAACAAGAACCAAACUUUCAAAUGGAGAAGUGGAAAACAAAUUUAAACCAACAAUAAUUCAAAAAACCUCUCCAUCUAAACCACCAAAUCCUUUUAAUUCUCAACAAAAAUCACAAGAGGUUCCCACACCUUUCAAGCCACUUUACAAAAUUCCAAACUCUCCAAUACAAAUAGCAUCAAAUAAGGAUAAUUCAAAGGAAACAAAUAUUUUAAUAGUGAACCAUACAAACCAUGAUCGACAUGUUGUUGGUGAUUCUGUUCCAUCAACAGCUUGCGUAUCGGAAAUAUCUGUUUCACCAGAAACAAAUAAUCAUCAACCUGUAGUACAUCAUAUCGUCUCUACUACAUCAUCGAGAUUUUCUUCAAGAGAAAGUUCAGCCUCUUCAAGAAAUAGAAAGAAACCAGUUAUUACAGCUCAGCAAUUUAAGAAUAUGGUGGAAGAAAAAAAGAAGGACAAUGAUAUGUUAAUUCCAAAAAUUGAAUCUCCACCUUCUCCUCAACAACCAAAAGUAAUUACUCCUCCAGAGAAGAAAAUUAAUGUUAGAUUAAUUCAUGAAUAUGAAAAUCAAGAGAAUGAAUCAUUUAUUUCCUCAAUUGAUCAUGUCAGCCCUAUCAAUAAGCAGAAAAAUGUUGGAGCAUAUUCUGAUAUUUAUGGAAUGCCAAAAAAGAAGAAUGAAGCUGACUAUGAUGUGGAAUCUGUUCAAAAAGAUCCAGGAUACGCCAAAUCUAAAAAGGAAAUCACUUACAAACCAUAUUCAAUGAAUGAUUACAACAAAAUCAAAUCUCAAGGUAAUAUUAAAUUAGGGGGUUUGGGAGCUGAUUUACAAAAUGAACAAUUGUUGGAAAAGAAGGAAAAAGCGUCCAAGAUGAAAGAGUACGCAAAAGAAAUAUCUCAACUCAAUAAUAAUAAGAUUAAGAAACAAAAGACACCAACGACAAGCCAACCAACCCCUCAAGAAAUUGAAGCUGCCAAACUGGCAAGUGUAAGAGAGAAAGCGCUCGAAUUUGCAUCAAAAAUACCAAAGCCAAAACCUAAAAAGAAGUACUCUGGCUCAGCAACAGCCGAUGCCGAACCAGAACCAUUAUCUGAGUUGGAAAUGUUGGAAUUACAACAUGAAAGAGACAGAGAAUGGUUGAAAAAAGAGUUUGCUACUCGGUAA